Messenger RNA from Triplophysa dalaica, 768 nucleotides. It is a transcript of the gene cmlc1, whose product is annotated as cardiac myosin light chain-1. Gene Ontology annotation, cellular component: myosin II complex. Gene Ontology annotation, molecular function: calcium ion binding. The record is from RefSeq and is a predicted model, not a curated record. NCBI's taxonomy places the organism in Eukaryota, Metazoa, Chordata, Actinopteri, Cypriniformes, Nemacheilidae. Bases 50 to 652 code for a protein of 200 amino acids. The transcript has a single exon.
UCUUACGACACACACUUCUCAUACCAUCUCCGCUCUCAAACACUGCAUUAUGGCACCGAAAAAGAUUGAACCCAAGAAACCAGAUCCUAAGAAACCAGAGCCGAAGAAAGAAGAGGCUCCAGCACCGGCUGCCGCCCCUGCUCCGGUUCCCAAAACCCCAGAAGAGCCUGCGCUCGACGUAAAGAGCAUCCCGCUGGAAUUUACCGCUGACCAGAUUGAGGAAUUCAGAGACGCCUUCACGCUCUUUGACGAGACGGCGACCGGCGAGAUGAAGAUCAGGUACGCUCAGUGCGGAGAAGUGAUGAGGGCCCUCGGUCACAACCCUACCAACGCUGACGUCCUGACCGUCCUGGGAAAGCCCAAAGCGGAAGAUAUGAACACCAAACACCUGGACUUUGAGACUUUCCUACCCAUGCUGCAGCACAUCUCUAGAGCCAAGGACCAGGGAACCUUCGAGGACUUUGUUGAAGGUUUGAGGGUCUUCGAUAAAGAAGGAAACGGGACCGUAAUGGGCGCAGAGCUCCGUCACGUCUUGGCAACGCUCGGGGAGAAGAUGACAGAGGACGAGGUGGACCGUCUGAUGGCCGGACAAGAAGACGCCAACGGCUGCAUUAACUACACAUCCUUCAUCAAACACAUCCUUUCUGGGUGAACUUAGGUUUGCAGUUUGAAAAAGGAACUUUAAACGGCAACAGUCAAAACACUGGAAAGAAAAUAUGUCUUGUCUGUGUGUGUUGGACAGCGUUGAAUAAAAGUCAUCCAAGUUUU